GGUUAUUGAUUGGACGGUGCUAGUUGCAACAUGAACGGAGGUCAAGAAGUAAAUCCGUAGAGUCAUUAUACAGCAACAGAUAAAUUCUCUGCGAUUCAGUGAAAGCUGCUGAUUUUGGACAAAUAGUAAACUCGCCGGGAAACCAUCUACAGACUUUGGUGUCGCACUUGGAAGAGAAAAAAAAGAGCAUGUCAUCGCCAAGGCUGCAUGUAUAGGUGCCUGUAGUGAAUUUGCAAGUUUCUACAGCAAAGAGUGAGAUGCACUAGCUGACGGUGCUUUUCCAAGAUGCAUGGAGGACACACAUGCCUCAUCGGAGUAGUCGUAAUAGUGGGUUUCCUGCGCUGGUCGCAGGGGCAAGUGACUCUACCGUCCAAAGGUGCAUGGCAAGCCAGCUGGGAUUACUGUGAAUACCAGGGCCAGAUUAUACCAGCUGGGUUGAAGAAAAUUGCCCUGAAGGCAGAUCCAUGCAUACGAUGCCGCUGCAUGAAAGGAGAACUAGAAUGUCGGACCAAGAUCUGUCCAGAAUUAAAGUGUGACCAACAAAUCAGAAAGCCCAGUAAAUGUUGCCCAAAGUGCAAAUUCCCACUUUUAAACAAAGAGCAAGGCACUACCAAAUUAUUGAACAAUGUAGCAGUGAGAAUGGGUCUUGAUAUCACAUCUGAUGGCAUCAAUCAAGUCGUCACCCUCCGACUCCCUCCACCUCCAAUGAUCCCACCUCCACCACCAUCUGCACUGGCUGCUGAACUGGGCAACAAUACUGAGACUCGCCCCAUUGUCAUGACAACGACAGAAACUAUUCCUGUGGAAGCAACGAUUAUACCCCCCAUAGUGACAAGAAUGACGAGAGCACCCCCUACACCUCCUCCCACACCCCCUCCGCCAGUUCCUGACAUCAACAAAACAAAGAAGACUACCCCAUCCCCUGAGCCCUCACCCAAAGCCACUCCGAGACCUAAACCCAAUGAUGCACGGAAAAUGUGGUGUUCCAAAGUCAAGCCAGGCGAGCAAGGGGUCAAAGUUGAUCGUGGGGCCCUUGGGACCCCAGGCAUGCAGGGUGCACCUGGUACAGUUGGCCCAACAGAUCCACCUGCUUCAAAAGGGAAUCCAGGGGAACCAGGGCGCAGAUGGUUGAAAGGAGAGCCCGGAAUUCCAGGGGAAAGGGGACCAGCAGGGCCUCGGGGACCGAUUGGGCCAAAGGGCUCCUUUGGUUUGCCAGGACCUAAAGGGCAGAGAGGUCCCCGAGGGAAAACUGGUAAAAAGGGGAAAAAGGGUGAUGCAGGUGAGCCUGGUCCUGUGGGCCCUGAAGGUCCACAGGGCUUGCCUGGUCAUGUUGGUUUGCCUGGACCAAUAGGACCUCCUGGUCGGGAUGGCCAAAUGGGUCCAGUAGGGCCAGUUGGACCAGUUGGGCCAGCAAGCCAGCCAGGUUCCCCAGGCAAAACAGGAGGGCCAGGUCCACAGGGGCCUAAGGGCGAGAAAGGUGACCCUGGAAGCAGGCUCAUGGAAGGGCAAAUUAUCAUUGUUCCCAAUGAGAUUGCCAUGCAUUCCAUCCGAGCUGAGGCAGCUCUAGUCUAUCGUAUGGAUGACAAGAAACUGUACUUCAGGGACACAGAGCACUGGAACUGCCUGAUGACAGAAGGCUCCAUGAAGGUCAUUGCAGGACCCCCAGGGUCACCUGGCCCCCAGGGGGACAUGGGACCUCCUGGGCCACAGGGACCCAAAGGGGCUAAGGGAGAUUUGGGUGAUUACAGUGGUGGAGAUCAAGAGGUUUGUGGCAAUUAUCUGAUUGAAGGAAAGGAGCAAUGUGAUGACGGGAAUGACAUUGACACAGACAGCUGCAUAUACUGCCGGAGAUCUUACUGUGGAGAUGGUUACAGACAAGAAGGGGUGGAGGAAUGUGACACUUUCAACUUCAAUGGAAAAACAUGUGAUGACUACUUCUCAGAGUAUGAGACAAUGGGCACGUUACGAUGCACUGACCGUUGUCGGAUUGAUACUGGGGACUGCAAGGUCGUCCGAAGAAGAAAACGCCAGCUGCCUCCAGAGUAGACUUGCAAAACUGGAUCAUAAGAGCAAUAAUGACCCUAUUGGCUUGAAAUGAUUUAUCAAAGAUCGAUGGAUUUUGUUGCCAGUAUUUAUGUGGCAACUGUUGUGUAAACAUGACAGAUUUGUUGAUGAGACGACAUUCUUCUGUAGGUGCUGGUCAGGGGCACAUGGUGUGAGGAGCAAACUCCCAUUACAGCAAGACACCCACUGUGAUGGCUCACAGAACAUCCAAUUCAUCAGGUUGAAUUUCUCUAAAAGCAGCAUUCCCACAGGUUACAGGCUUCAUCCUGCUAUCAUCUUCCAUGGUUUGACUUCCACAGCAACAUCCACAUAGUUACUGAAGGUGACUUCCAUAUCAUUGAGUGAUUCUCACUUCUAAAUCACAACCACUCAUCCAAAUCAACUAUUGACACUGUUUCACAAUUCAUUUCAAUGCCACUUGAACACAUUUUGCUAUGGUGGAGUGAUAUCAAAGAGUCCUGCAUAUUACAUGUAUAUUGUGGUGCAAUCCACUCAUAAUUUCAUUUUCAUAGCACAUAGCCACAUCCACAAAAAGUAUCCUUUACCUGUUGGUUGUUUUUCAAUCAUCUGAUCACUCGGAAAUGCCCAGGAUUUGAGGAUGUUACAGUUGGCUGUCUGAAGUGAAGAUUGCCAAAUUCUAAAGCUUAUGCAACAUGUUUUUGUAUAAAAUAUUGAUUCAAACUAGGGAAAAACAACAAGUGUGCAUCUGGAAGAUGUCUUCUUCACUGCAUCAUCUUCUCAAUCGUCAUCAGUGUUUAUGAGCCAUUUGUUCAUGACGGCAAGCAAGCUUGUUGCAGGAAAAUGUUUUCUACAAAAGUGAAGCAUUUGCCAUACAUGAACAUUACGGAUCUUGUUGUGGGCAAAACUUUACUGCAUGGAGUUAGGCUUUACAGCGGAUGGAAUCGGGAGGUUUCUAAUGCUGUCAACCACAGAAGAUACUCUCAUUUUGCUAUGGGCAUCAUGUAUAGAACUUACCCAAAUCACUGUUUUCUGUGCAGAGUCUUUUGUCAUAGAUUGUCCAAAUUGAAAUUAAAGGUAAUAUUCUUAAUGCAUUCAUUAGAAUUUACAUGUAUCAGCUGAUUUAUUCUCAUGUUUAUGACAUACCAAUUAAUCAUUUCCCCCAAAAUAAGUUAUAUUUGUAAGGACAGUAUUAUUAUUAUUAUUACCUUUUCGAAAAAAUGUUAAUAUAAAAAAAAAAGACUUUAAGUGCAAGUCACAGCGUUUCAUAAAUGUGUACUAUUAAAAGAGGAAAAAGUACAGUUGAUAUUUAUGUAUUAUGUGUCUUUGAUGGUGCUUUUAUAUGGACUGUAAAUAUGUUAUGUACACUACAUCUGAAUGUACAUUUUUGGGCCGAGUUAUGAAACUUCUUGGACAUUCAAAGUGUAAACAUUUUUAAGAUGGUUGUCACCUGUCCUCAUUAUAUCAUUGUUUUUUGGAAUUUUGAUUUUGUUUUUUAACAUUCAAGCAAGAGAUUCUUUGUAUUUGAAGGAACAAUAUCCUUAUGUACCAUUUCAGUGCUUUCACACAGCCCAUUUUAAUUUCAUGAUUUACUAUUAUAUUGUUAAAUUGAUCGUAAUGAUAAAUGAUGUUACUGAUUUUAUCCAGUCCUUAAUUUCUACAGUUUAUGAGGAUUGCUACUGGGUAUUGAAACUGAAAACGAAAAUGGACCAGCCCUCUUUACUUGAGUGAUAGAUAUUCAGAUAUCCGUCCCAGUUCUAUUUUCAGAGAGCAACAAGAAGUUUAAAAUGAAUGUAGUUGCCUUACUAACUCCAGCUAGUACAAGUACUUAUGCCACAUUUCAUAUCUUCCCAGGAAAUAAAAAAAAUGUUUUGAAAAAAUAGCUCUUCUAGCAUUUCAUCUCCACUUUUCUUCAAAAUAGCCAUUGAACACCCGGAUGCUGAAGAGGGUGGAAUCGAUUGUCUUUUCUAAUGGCUUAUUUUACUUGUCCAUUUUGGAAAUCCUUUAUAACUAAACAAGUGUCAUUAAUUAGACUAAUGGUAUGUCUUUUAAAGCUCAUA
Messenger RNA from Patiria miniata (bat star), 4082 nucleotides. It is a transcript of the gene colq, whose product is annotated as acetylcholinesterase collagenic tail peptide-like. Gene Ontology annotation, molecular function: protein binding. The transcript is spliced from 15 exons. The record is from RefSeq and is a predicted model, not a curated record. Lineage: Eukaryota; Metazoa; Echinodermata; Asteroidea; Valvatida; Asterinidae. Bases 286 to 2046 code for a protein of 586 amino acids.